Peronospora matthiolae is the source of this 1365-nucleotide messenger RNA. Lineage: Eukaryota; Oomycota; Peronosporomycetes; Peronosporales; Peronosporaceae. The record is from the annotation of a GenBank genome assembly.
AUGCUUGGGACAAAAACGAGCGGACAGCGCUGUCGAGCGUUAUGUGCGACACGACUGGUACGCACCCCAACUGUUGGUGUGGAUCCGGACACGGACAAGCAUGCCAUCUUGACACGCGAGUUUAUCUACGCUUCACUAUACGCGAAAGCGUCGGGCUACUUUACGACAAAGGACCGGCACGUCGUGCACGUGCCUGCUCGAGGGAUUGACUUCAACAACUUAUGGGGCGCCGGGGAGUACCGGAAAGCCGUUGCGGAGCUCUAUCAAGACAGCAACGAAGCGUGGUUGACGCCUGUCGAGGUGUUUGCCCCCCACUAUUCCGAGGCACUGGCCCGGUAUAUACUGACCUCGCCGUUUUUCCGAAAACACAAGCUCGAUAUUUAUGAAAUUGGGGGCGGCUCUGGGUCCAAUGCGCUGCAUAUUCUGAAUUAUCUGGAAAAAGAGGUGCCGGAAGUGUAUACCAAGACCAAGUAUACGCUGAUUGAAAUCAGUCCCGUGCUGGCGGAACAACAGCGCAAGCGGGUAGCUGCCGUGCAUCCCCAGCAGUGCACGGUAUUGAACCAGGACAUCUUGACAUUUGCAGAUGGGUACAAGGCCGUGACGACGCCGUGUUUCUUUAUAGCGUUAGAAGUGCUGGACAAUCUACCGCACGAUAAGGUGACGCUGUAUAAUAACAAGUGGUACGAGACCAUUAUUGUCCAGAACUCGAGCAACGUUGAUGCAGUACUGGCACAUCACUCGGGGCUAGAAGAAGCGAAACGGCCUGUUCAAGACCUGCUGAUUCGUGAGACACUCCGCCACUUUGGCUGUGAUUUGCCGCUACGUGUAACGUACAAGCACAAUGGCCGUCUGGCGCAGCGUAUACGGUGUAUACUUGGAAAUCACGAGCCGGAGUUGACCUCAGCGUUCAUCCCUACAGGCGCUAUGCAGCUGCUGAAUACGCUGCGGACGGCGUUCCCUAAGCAUCACUUGAUUGCUGCGGAUUUUGACUCGCUGCCAGCACCAGAUUUAGGAAGCGAGUCGCCGAUCAAGGCGAUUAAUCACAAAUUGAGCUCCACUGCGACGUCGUCUGGAACGCUCUUUGCGGGCAAUGCACCACUUGUUGCAUCCAAGGUGACAGGUGUGACGAAGGACCACGACACGUAUCUGGUGAAAGGUGGAAUCGCGGACAUUUUCUUUGCCACGGACUUUGCAAGAUUCAAGAAAGCAUACUGCUCCUCGCUCCAACGUCAUCCCGAUGAGGUGUCAAUCACGAAAUCGUCUGCAUUUCUGAAGGAGUUUGCCGACACGCAGAAAACUAAUACGAUUACCCGGUACAACCCACUGCUAGAAGACUACUCCAACACAAGCUUCAUCUUGUCGUGA